Cyclocybe aegerita is the source of this 1518-nucleotide messenger RNA. The record is from the annotation of a GenBank genome assembly. NCBI's taxonomy places the organism in Eukaryota, Fungi, Basidiomycota, Agaricomycetes, Agaricales, Hemipholiotaceae.
AUGACGAAGGGAGCCGGGAUAGUCAAUACCCAGAGCUCUGGCAACAAGCGCAACUACAAGAGUUUCUCGACCAACAGUCAUAAUCGCACCAUCGUUCAUCAUCACAAUACCAGCAUACAUUUGAGCCCCCUAGAAGCCGCCCAGCUUGCAUCUUUAAGUCAGGCUAUGCGCUCUGUGCUCGACGUAAUGUCCGAGGGGCGUAGUGGAGGUGGCACUCUGGAACCCAACGAUUCAUCGGGCGCUGUUGGCACAUCCACUGAGGAUGAAGACUCCACGUCCGAAUCCAGCCCAAGCUCUUCUCCAGACCGAUUCUCGUUUACACCAGAGACUGAAGAUGAGGCAGAUUCGGUGCCUCAAAUACCAGACGCAUUGGGUUGGGUUCCUUCGGAAUGUGCGAAUCCAACGGUCCUGACAAGUCGAUCGGCCUCAAGCUCAGAAUCCAGCGUCAGCGCACCAAAUCAUCGCCAGGCCCUUAGCGAUUAUCAGGAGAAUUUAAUGUCUCGACGGCCUCGUAAAGCCGUCCGAGGUGUUGACAUAAAGCUUCUCUCCAUCAAGUCUCCUUUGUUUCUUCCGCUGGAUACGCCAGAAUACAUCCGGCAGUACAUGCGCUCAGAUUUUUGGUUCUCGCCCUUCGUAAUCCCGUUGUGGAAGACAUGUCCACAUGACAGCCUGGGCACUGGGAAGAACAUCGAAGUUGGCGACGUCGGAGUGCUCGACUCUCAAGGGGGGUUCAAGACUGAAUUCAACAUCUUCCUGACGGAGGAAGAGAACGCCGGCCUUGGCUUCCGCACUCCACCAGAUUUUCAACCACUGGAUCCGGGGGUCGUCCCGCAAUCGGAAGGUGUUCUUCCUGGGUGGCACCAAACAUCAAGGCAGGAUACCGUGGCUCGGAAGACAGAUUCAUCAGAGCUAAUUUUUACGUCGAAACCGGACAAAGAGCGACGACACAAGUUAUCCGCCAUCUGCCUGCCGCACGGUGCCGAAUGUCAGAACGUCGUACUCGGUGACCUGGGCAUGCCUAUAUUGAAGGAGUACGCAAAGGACUGUGCUAUCUCAUGGUAUAACCAUCUUCACUCAAAGCUCAGGGUAUACGACACCCAUUCGAAGACACCCACACCACUCUCAUGCAAAUCCCUUAUCCUGGUUACGGCGACGUACACCGCACCUUCUUGGGCGGCCGCAACCACCUCCCCUGUAUUCAGGUCGAAGGGGCGCAAGAAGAUCAAGCUGUGCCAGUCGCCCGCGAGCGAAUAUGUCCCUGUGUGGGACCAGGUGUCCGAAUUCUUCACAAAUAGUGGCCCAGGACUCGACGAUCUGGAUGAGACGGGGAAGCCACCGAAUGCUGGGUACUGCGUUGCGAUCUCUGGCGUGGAGAUGCAGUAUGAUGCUAGGUUUUACUGCAGAGACGGUCCUUUUUAUAGCAAUCUGCCACCAGACGAGCCCGAUGAUGACUCUGAGGGCGAAGUAUCUUUUUUCAUGGCUGGCGUUCGGAACUUUUUGGCUGCCUCCAUUUGGUGA